AUGAGCGAGUUAUCGAGAGAACAGAUCCUUGAGGCAAAUAAGGGAUAUGUAGACACGACCAAUGCAUUGUUUACUCUGCACAUUUAUGAUUCAGACAAAAUUUCAAAACUUUGCGGCAAUAUUAAAUAUUACUUGAUUGAUAGAGGAAGUCUUACAGCAUCACAUAUUCUCAGACUGAUUUCAUGCGCAAGCAAGUUAAAUUGCAAAUACGCAAAGUCAUAUUGGGCCAUUUUUCAAACAAUUUAUCACGAUUAUCAACCAAAAGGUGCUAAAGGCAUUUACCCAAUUUACAACUAUUUAGCAUAUAAGAAAUAUGGAAUCCGCUUAGACAAGGACCCAUAUCAUAAAUUCUGGGAUUUUAAAUCAAUCAAACCUAUCAUUGAAGUUCAUAAAGAAAACACACUUUAUCGUGCUAUCAUGGACGAUGAUAUUCGCAGAGUAACAGAAAUUGCUGAAGCCGACGGAUUCGAUGAUAAGCAAAAAAUGGAAAAUCCUUUUUAUGAAUUCCUUGAAGGAUAUGAUUUGCUUACAAUGUGCAGUUAUCAUGGAUCAGUUCAGUGUUUUAUGUAUUUCAGAUCCAAAUUCCAUGCUGAAAUCACACCAGAAUGCUUUUACAUAGCAUUUUUGCGCGGACAACCUGAUAUUGUUAAAGAUUGUCUGGAAAACUUUCACAAAAAAGUUCCAUUUCUUUCAAUGAAUUUUGCAGUCAAGGCUCAUAACAAUAAAGCUAUUCCAUUUUUGCGUGAAAAGUACAAAUUUGAUAUUGAUGCAGAAGAUGCUGCCAUGUACGCUAAUCUUGAAGCAUUUUUGGAAGGCGUUGAACUAUACUUAGAUGAUUCCGAACAAAAGAGUUUCUUUUUCGUUUGUUCACCAUUAUUUGGUCUUCCAUCGGUUGUCGAAUAUGUUCUUGCGAAAGGUGUAGAUAUCAAUGCAAUUUGCUAUGAUGGAAAAACAGCGCUUCAUUCAGCUGCACAGUGUAAUAACACAGAAAUUGUCGAAUUCCUCAUAGCACAUGGAGCUAAUCUCAAUGCUUUAACUAAAGUAGUGAAUAAAGGUGAUACUGGCCAAACACCUCUUGAUGUUGCAAUUGAAUAUGGUAAUGAAGAAGUCAAACAAAUUCUUAAAGCCCAUGGUGGCAAAAAGGCCGUUGAUUGCAGAAUUUAA
Trichomonas vaginalis G3 is the source of this 1164-nucleotide messenger RNA. RefSeq names its product protein of unknown function (DUF3447). The record is from RefSeq and is a predicted model, not a curated record. The coding region runs from base 1 to 1164 and encodes 387 amino acids. The transcript has a single exon. Gene Ontology annotation, molecular function: protein binding. Lineage: Eukaryota; Parabasalia; Trichomonadida; Trichomonadidae.